Molecule: messenger RNA, 1178 nt
Organism: Physcomitrium patens
Lineage: Eukaryota; Viridiplantae; Streptophyta; Bryopsida; Funariales; Funariaceae
Product: peroxiredoxin-2F, mitochondrial
Biological process (GO): cell redox homeostasis; cellular response to oxidative stress; hydrogen peroxide catabolic process
Cellular component (GO): mitochondrion; cytoplasm
Molecular function (GO): thioredoxin peroxidase activity
Source: RefSeq, a predicted model, not a curated record
AGCUCAGUCAACUCCAGCAGCGAGACGGGGAGAUUUUGCAACAACAAGAAAUCUAUCGUCAUCGUGGUCUGCAAUUCGUGAACAUGCACAUGUCCAUCUGGACGUUCUAUCUAUCUAUAGUACUAUGCGCAAAUUCGUGGAUGUGACAAAAGCAAUGGAUUCGGGGAUCACCAGUGCGCAUUUCGUCCCUUUGCCAGCAAGCAGAGCUCUUGUGCAACCCUUAUUUUUGUGCGUCCAAUCCUCAAGGCCGAUUAAUUUCUCGUCUCUGCUACUCUAGUGCGAUAACCCAUCUGUUGUUUUAGCCAUUUGAAGCUUUAGGGUCGCCAUCUGGGCUUCGCAGCGAUGGCAGCUUUCAUGGUGAGGCAGCGAGGGCAGGGGCUGUGGAAGAAUGCGAUGGCCAUGGGCCAGCAGUACAUGCAGCUUCGGCAGAUGGGCUCGGCCGCUAAGAAGAUCGAUCUAGAAUCUGAUGUCGCCUUGCAGGAGGCUCGCACCUGGGACGAGGGCGUCUCCACCAAAUUCUCCACUACCCCAGUUUCCGAGAUCUUCAAGGGGAAGAAGGUUGCUAUCUUUGGUCUUCCUGGUGCAUUCACAGGGGUUUGUUCUCAGAAACAUGUGCCAAGUUUCCUGAACAACUCAGACAAGUUGAAAUCGAAGGGAAUAGACUCCAUUGUGUGUGUCUCUGUGAACGAUCCCUACACCAUGAAUGCCUGGGCAGAGAAGCUGGGUGCCAAGGACAAGAUCAAAUUUUAUGGUGAUUUCGACGGCAAGUUCCACAAAUCUCUUGGCCUCGACCUCGAUCUGUCAGGCGCUCUUCUCGGACCUCGCUCUCAAAGGUACGCGGCAGUCGUUGAGGACGGAAAAAUCAAACAAUUGAACGUUGAGGAAGUCCCGUCAGACUUCAAAGUAUCCGACGCCGAAACACUGUUGAAAGGACUGUAGAACAAUGCAGUUAAUGUUGGUGGAGGUUCGUAGAGUUUAUGUAGCAGGAGAAUCACGUCCUUUGCACACGUGACUUGGAAACUUAUAACUUAUUGUGACAAUUGUAAUCACCGCCAACGUUAUGCCAACCCCCGUCCGCCGGGUGCUACCUACUGAACAUGCCAAUCUUAGUAGACAGAGGACAUGGACAAAUACGGUUCUCACAAAUUCUAUUCUCGAACUACCAACUUCAAAUCUGA